Molecule: messenger RNA, 1212 nt
Organism: Parasteatoda tepidariorum (common house spider)
Lineage: Eukaryota; Metazoa; Arthropoda; Arachnida; Araneae; Theridiidae
Product: cytochrome P450 2J2-like
Biological process (GO): xenobiotic metabolic process
Cellular component (GO): intracellular membrane-bounded organelle; cytoplasm
Molecular function (GO): iron ion binding; oxidoreductase activity, acting on paired donors, with incorporation or reduction of molecular oxygen, reduced flavin or flavoprotein as one donor, and incorporation of one atom of oxygen; heme binding
Source: RefSeq, a predicted model, not a curated record
AUGCCGCACAGCGUCGUGAUCAAAGACAUGCAAGGAGGUUUUGUUUCAAGCAACGGUGCGGAAUGGAUUGAAGAGCGUCGGUACGUUAUGAGAGUCAUAAAAGAUAUAGGUAUGGGGAAAACAAGAUGGGAAGACGAUUUAGAUGCAGAAAUUGAAAGUUUUCUCAAAAGUGUAUCUGAAUUUGAUGGAAAACCUGUUGAUUUGCAUGACUACCUUUCUCACAGUGUAUCAAAUAACAUGACUAGCAUGGUUUUGGGAAGACGCAUACCGACUGGUGAUUCUCGGAAUAAAAUGAUAAACGAAGCAGUAGAUGGUCUUUCUGUUUUUGGACAGGCUGGAGCGGUAACCUAUUUCCCAGAUCUUAUGAAGUUUUUGGCAAAAACUGGUUUUUCUAAACUUAGAGUUCAGUAUAACAAUAUGAAGAAACUAUAUGAUUUUAUGAGAAACGAAGUAGAACUAAGAAAAUCGAGCUUUGAAAAUUCAGAAGAAUUAGUUUUCAUCGAUGGAUACUUGAAAUUAAUGAAGUCAUCUGAAGAAAAAAACAUCGAAAGCAAUUUCUCUGUAAAUAGCCUUAUUGCUAAUUCUCAAGCUAUGAUACUUGCUGGCAGUGAAACGAUCAGAACGUCCCUACUGUGGUUAUUUCUAGAUUUGGCGUCUUUUCCUGAUAUUCAAAAAAAUUGCCGGGAUGAGAUACAAGGAGGUUUAGGUAAAGAUGGAAAAUUUCGAUGGUCUGAUGCAAAAAAGCCUCCUUACACGUACGCUACAACAAUGGAAGGUCAAAGAUGGAAAACCGUAGCACCAUUAGGACUUUCACCAUUAGGACUUUUUCGAGCAAGAGAAGACACAAAGAUUGGAGGUUAUCACAUUCCAAAAGGAGCUAUUGUCAUUUCAAAUGCAUGGGCUCUUCAUAAUGAUCCAGAAUACUGGCCUGAACCGGAAAAGUUUGAGCCGGAAAGAUUUCUUUUAGAAGAUGGAACUUUAAAUAAGAAGUCGGAAAGCUACAUACCAUUUUCAUUAGGUCGACGGAAUUGUCCGGGAGAAUCGAUUGCAAUGAUGGAGAUCUUCAGGUAUCUGGUUUCCAUUCUUCAAAAAUAUGAAAUUCUUCCAUUAGAAGAUCAUCUUCCAGCUCUGGAAGGGGAAGUCGGACUUACUUUUUAUCACUACAGACAAGAGAUAAGAUUUAUUCCUCGAGACUAGAGGGACUACUUCUUC